AUGCCAGCCGAAGAUGGACUCAUCGGCGGCUGGCCAGUGAGGUUAGAUUUCGACUUUCAGGGCUGCCGCAGCGUGAACUUUGGCAAGCACAGUUUGGAACUCACACGAUUUGAGGAGGACCCGGUUUCUUUCAGCAGUCAAGCCCCUGUCUACGAAGAUGAGGACUGGAUCUGCAAGCACCAGAAGCUCGGUGGGGCGCUGGCCUUGGCGACCGACUACCUCUGGGAGUGCACACGGAAGCCGCCACUACAUGUUGCGGAGGGCGAGGCCGCAAGCAGUUUUGAACAAAAACGCGCGGCCGGAGUGUCCUAUGACGAAUUCAAGCCGGACGAUCCGUUGGAUAACUUGAUUCUUACGAACGCGCUUAGCCAGAAAGCUUUGAGCAAUGCCAUGCAGAACGGGAAAAAAGGAGUGGGUAGUGCGUUCACCGAGCUGGUGGGUAAUAAAGACCACAGUGCUGCUGGCAGCCCACAGUCCUCCCAGGAGGGGAACAACAAGAGACCUCACAAUGAAACCGCGUUUGCCGUCGAGGACCCAAAUGCUGUUGACCACCAAGCGGCAGCAGAACAAGCGGGUCCGCACCCUGUGCCUGGCCGGACGGUGCAGGAUGUGCUGCCGCUGAUCAAGCUGAAGCAAAUGAAGUUUCGCGGGCCGAACUUUCUCAACAACGGCGAAAGCAACUACCACGAGCUCGUUCCCGGACACGGGGCGUGCGCGCGUCUGCACGUAGAGGACCGCUACUGCGAGAGGAGGGGCGUAGAGGUGUUCAAGCGGUUGUGCACGCGGAGCGACGGCUCGAUGGACGCGGCUGGCGAAGGCACGUGCAGUUACGUCGCGUUGAAGAAGGCUAUGAGAUUUGAAGCGCAAAGCCAGGAGGCGCACGGCUGCAUUCUCGACGAAUCGUUACCGGAGGGCGAGCCCACGGCGGUGAUGGUUAAAACUGGCACGAGGUGGAAGCUGGACGAGGAGGAGGUCGCGGAGAGGGUGAACAAUCUGCAACCGAUAGCGACGGCCGGUGUUGGCGCAGGUGCCUCGAAAACGGGCUAUAAGUCCAUCGGGACGCAGGCGCGUCGGGAGGCCGCAGAAGCCGCCGCAAGGGCGAACGAGGAGGAGGUUCGCGAGCUGCGGAUCGUGCGCGGACCGCGGAUUAUCGCGGGGUAUCGAGACAAAAGCAUGUUCAACUGGAACCGGCGGCAGUGGGAGAGCCAACCGCUUUACUUUCGGACACGGGAUGGUGCACGGAAGCUGGUUUUGACGGUGGGCGACCGGCCGCGCAACCAAGUCGCCGAAAUCAAUCGCGUGGUAGAGAACCUGGAAGAGAACACGGCCAGUGCGAACCGGAACGAUGUGAACUUUGUUUGCGUCCCGGACAAAAGCUUUAUCGGGCGCAAGUCGGACGACGCCAGUAGCGGCAGGACAACCACCACACCGGUUGGAGGUCACGAUCCAGUGGACGCCUCACUCUCACAUACGCCAAAACAGGCGCUGCCCGCACUGCCUUUCAUGACCGCGGGCGAAAACAGUGCACUGCGCGUUUUCAAAGCGCAGGCGACAAAACUUUUUCUCUGAUUGAACUUGAAGUCUAAGUUUUAUCUCACGAACGCGUAUUAAAAAGAGCAAAUGAAGUACAGCGAAAC
This is a messenger RNA of Amoebophrya sp. A120, 1637 nucleotides long. Lineage: Eukaryota; Dinophyceae; Syndiniales; Amoebophryaceae. The record is from the annotation of a GenBank genome assembly.